Molecule: messenger RNA, 1364 nt
Organism: Dermochelys coriacea (leatherback sea turtle)
Lineage: Eukaryota; Metazoa; Chordata; Testudines; Dermochelyidae
Product: rho-related GTP-binding protein RhoC-like
Exons: 1
Coding region: 1089-1319 (76 amino acids)
Biological process (GO): small GTPase-mediated signal transduction
Cellular component (GO): neuron projection
Molecular function (GO): GTPase activity; GTP binding
Source: RefSeq, a predicted model, not a curated record
UGCCCUGGUGACCCUGCCAGGAAGGAGUGAGGGUGGUUGAGGCACUACCAAAUAAAUUCAUAGGGAAAAAUAAAGAAGAUACUGAGUGGGUGGCGGGAUCCAGAAGAACCCAGACCUGUCCAUCAGAAUCGGUAAGCAUAUUGGCAUUAAAGAAGGUAACCGGGUGGAGAGGGGGCAUUACAUAUGUAAGGACUAUAAGGGAUGUACAAUUUCUUGAAAGACUGUAUUCAAAGAGAGGAUGUAUUUAGUGGGGUUCCAAAGGAGCCAGUCCUGUGUCUGGUACUAGCCAAUAUUUUCAUUCAUGACUUAGAUAAUGGAGUGGAGAGUAAGGUUAUUAAUUUAGAAGAUGACACCAAGCAGGGAGGAGUUGCAAGCACAUAGGAUAACAGAAUUAGAAUUCAGAUUGACCUUUAUAAAUUAGAGAAUUGAUCUGAAAGAACAAGAUGAAAUUCAAUAGAGACAAGUGCAAAGUACUACAGUUCAGGAAGGAAAAUCAAACGCACAACUACAACAUGGGGACUAAUGGGCUAGGGGGCAGCCCUACUCAAAAUGAUCUGGGGUUUAUAGUGGAUCACAAAUUAAAUCUGAGUCAGCCAUGUGACUUGGUUGUGAAAAAGGCUAGUUCAGUACAGGAAUAGGUUACUAAGAGAGGUUGUGGAAUUGCCAUCACUGGAGGUUUUAAGGGCAGGAUGGACAGACACCGCAGUAGUGGGGGCUGGAUUAGAUCAUCUCUCAAGGUUCAUUCCAGCCCUACAUUUCUAUGACUCUAUUCUGAGGAAAUGUUUGGUCACUUUAUUACAGCAUUGACCCAGCCCCUCCCACUAGCACUAAACCAGAGAGAUAUUUUAAAACCCUCCCAUUAACAAAGAAACCAAAUGCAAGAUAGGAGCAGAACAAAAGGAGUGACUUUGGGGGAUUCCCUCUGACAUUGUCCCCAGGGCAGAAUACUCCCACAGGAGGGGGUACAGGGAGAGUCAAAAAUUCGCUUUUCCUCUCCCUGCACCUCACUUCAUUCACAGGAAAGUGAAUCUGCCCAGGAAUGCCACGGAGCCCGAGCAGCCGGAGCCAGCGAGUCCUGUGGCCAAGCAAUGGCAGCCAUCAGAAAGAAGCUGGUGAUUGUGGGAGAUGGUGCCUGUGGCAAGACCUGCCUGCUGAUCGUGUUCAGCAAGGACCAGUACCCUGAGGUCUACGUGCCGACAGUCUUUGAGAACUACAUCGCUGAUAUUGAAGUAGAUGGAAAGCAGGUGGAACUGGCCCUUUGGGACACAAAAAAUAAUAAAGCAGCAAUAAGUGUGUGUGGGCAGGUUAGAGAUCUGUGAAUCUCUCCCCACAAUUAUUUCUCCCACUGCCUCUUUCAGUCUCUC